UUCCAAGUUAGAAGUAUUAGAGGUGUGUAGAUUUUUCUCAUCACCACCGGAAGUUAUAAGGCAGGACUUUGUAAACAUUUAGUUAGAGCCUCUAUCGUAGAGAACCGGUACGAGAAUCCAAUCUUCAUGGAAUGUGAGCAAUCUGUGUGAUUUUCUUGCAAAGUUGGUAUGACGGUGAAUAAGCUACGCAGAGCCGCUUGGUCUUAGAAAAAAAAACCUAUGUAGUUAUUUGGACGAUCUUUUCGUGUUGGUGACAAAUACUAGAGCUUAUAACAUUUCCCUUCACCUUCUGUGGAUUGAUUGGUAGAAAAAGCUUGAAGCAUUAAGUUCAUCCUUUUUAAACUUAUGUUCUUAUUUAUAUGUUAGUGCAAAAAAUAUCAAAUUAAUAGAGCUGCAAUAUAGUUUGUGACCGUGGCGAUGGUUAUUGGUGAUUGAUGAGUUAGAUGACUUAAAACUUGUAUCUUUGACCUUUCCAUCGGGAGCAAUUGUCCACUAACCUUUGCAAGUAACUUGUGCCCCCACAUUACUGUCCAGCUGUACCUAGCAGGUCACUAAGGCAUUUGUGCUAAAUAUUGUUGCUAAUUACACGGCCACUGCAAUUAGACGGGUAAUAGCUUACCGUGACCAGUUGGCGGAUCACUCAGCUAUUUCUCAAUUAACCAUUCUUUGUCCUCUUCAGCUUCAUCUGCUGAAAUAAAAAGAAAACUCACCCCAUGUUGACAUUCCCCCUCUAUGGAACUGCAGCUGUCUCUAUUCUAUUCCAUAUGAGCGAAAGAGAGGUGGAGAUAAGCUGCGUUUUGAGUCACGCAUGCGCACUGAAGCGAUGAUCCGACGGCGCGCGUGAAAACACAGUCAUUCCGCGGUUAGGGCCCAACGCGAGCGGACGUGCUCGUCGCUACACCGUCCACACACUCGUGAAGUGCAUCGCUCGUGACAAUCCCCGAUCGUGAACGUUCGAAACCCUUUGUUUUAUAAAUAUAAACACACAAAUCGUGAGUGAGUGCUGUCGUUACAAAGUGACGGCGUUGACAUGAAAUAAGACUUUGAGGACUAAAGUUUUUUUUCUAUUAAAUCGGCAUUGAUGAUGGGUGUAAAUAGUUGCGUUAGCGUGCGCGCGCGGGGUCCAUGCCACUGCCCGGCGUGCCCGCGGGGCUCGGGCCACGGCCUGCAGCUGCCGCCGCAGACGCUGGUGCUACCCCCCCUGGCCCUGGAGCCGGAGCCCAGCCCGGUGAAGGACAAGAAGGGCUCCAAGAUGAAGGUGUUGAAGAAGAUCAAGAAGAAAAUGGGUCUCGCGCCCAGGACCUCCUGCACCGGAGGCACCCCGAACAACCUGCCGCCGCUGGGCUUCCACCGCGUGCACGGCGAGAACGUCAGGGUCUCCCGAGACGGCUCCACGGCGCGGAGGGUCGAGAGCUUCUGCAAGGGAGUGGCGUUCAGCGCUCGGCCUGUUAGGGUCAAUGAGAAGGUUUGCCUUCGCUUCGUCGAGAUCUCCAACAACUGGAGCGGGGUUCUCCGAUUCGGGUUCACUACCCACGACCCAGCGACCCUGUCGCACUGCCUGCCCAAAUACGCUUGCCCAGACCUCACCAACAAACCAGGCAACUGGGCCAAAGCCCUCGGCGAGAGGUUCUGCGAAAAAGACAACAUCCUGUACUACUACGUGAACUCUGCCGGGGAUGUCCACUUCGGAAUAAAUGGGGAGGACAAAGGGGUGUUCUUUACGGGUGUGGACACGCGUAGCCCGUUAUGGGCCUUAGUGGAUGUGUACGGAAAUUGUACAGCGAUUCAGUUCGCUGAUCCGAGAGCGCCGAACCAGAUCCGACGAUCCAUCCCAGCUUUAGAAGACAGCGAGGAAAGAUUAGCUGGAAGCAUGCGGUCUUUGAGUAUUGACGAAGCGCUGCCGCCGCCAAGGUUCCAAAGCCAAGCGGUGGUCCCGCUAACCCUGCACAGAACUAAAGGCAGAAACGUCCAGUUCAUCAGCGAUCGAGGAGUAGCAGCAAGGGUGGAGGCAGAAUUCUGCCAAGGAUACGUGUUCACGGCUCGCCCGAUGAGGCCCGGACAGACUUUAGUCGUGCAAAUUCUGGCCACAGAACCGGCUUACGCUGGCUCCUUAGCUAUUGGCUUGACGUCCUGCGAUCCGGCCACUUUGAGGCCCACUGACUUGCCUGAUGAUGCCGAGCAGUUGCUCGACAGACCUGAAUACUGGGUGGUGAGGCGAGACGCAGCCAAUGGGUUAAGACGAGGGGACGAACUAGCAGUGACAUUGACGUUGGACGGAGAAGUGAGGGUCAGCAGAAAUGGCUCGAACCCGAUAACAGUAAUGCACGUUGACCACACGCUAAGACUAUGGGCGUUUGUGGAUAUCUACGGAGCGACACAGAAAGUCAGGAUGCUCAGUUCUCAGCUACCGCAGCCGGCGCAGACGCCGCCGCCACAGCAGCAGUUGAGGGUGUUGACCAGCUCGGCCACGCCUAUAACUACGGCGUCAGGAGGCACCGUAUUGGUCGUCAGUCUGCCGCCGCAAAAUGGCGGCCAGAACGGGGCCAAUCACCAGCAAGCAUUGACUUUGGCUAGCGCGCAUUACAUUGAGCCCAUGCAGUCUCAAUCGUCGCUCUGCCUGUCCAGCCUGCAGCCGCCAGCCCAACCCUCGUCCUCCUGUGCCAUGCAGAUGGCCUCCUACCAGCAAGCUCCGGUCCAGCGGCCCAGACUCGACGCCCAGUGUUCCUCCAGCCAAAACUCUCAGAACGAACAGAACAACCUACUCAUACCAAACGGCCACCAGGAACCUCUACGCAUCAGCAACGACAGAAUCGCCAAUGGAUUACCUUCAAGCUCGCACGCGAUAAAUCUAGCAUCCUCUUCCCAUCAUCAGCCGAUUUACAGCGUUAUUGGUGAACCAGUUGGUAAUCUAACCGGUACGGAAUGCACGAUAUGCUACGAGAAUCCUAUUGACAGUGUCCUGUAUAUGUGCGGGCAUAUGUGCAUGUGUUAUAGGUGUGCCGUGCAGCAGUGGCGGGGCAAGGGCGGUGGCCAGUGUCCUUUAUGCAGAGCUACCAUUAAAGAUGUCAUCCGUACUUACAAGUCUUGAUUUCUUGAUGAGGUUGUGCGUUGACCGUAUUAUGGGGUGUUAGUGUUGACCGCGUAUUUAAAUCGUAUUGUUUUAGGUUGUAAGUGAUGUUAUUGUUGGUAUGAGGUUUGUGGGGUUUCUGUUUGUAUCGAGAUGUAAGGUGAAUAAUAUUGAGACUUUGUAUUACCAUCAAAAUUAUUAACCACUUUGAAUGGGUGUUUAAUACGGUAUUUGACAGCCGUGUUUACAGCGUUCAUAAUGUGACUUAAAAUUUUUAUGGUAAGGCCCGGUGUCUUCUGGCAAUUUAUCAUUUUACCUACAUUUAGAAGUUAAUCAAAACAUGUUAUAACUUCAUAAUGUAUGAAAAACUGGUAGUGGUCGGAAAAACACAAAGUCUUAUUCAAUAUUUUUCACUACACUAAACUAUAAGUGGAAAUGACAAAUGAAUAAGGUGGCUAGAUCACUCUUUCCAGGUUUAUAUAGUGCGGGGAAGGCGUGUGUGAGCAAGAUGAAAGACAAUUUAAUUUAUGCCAAAUAAACAAACAUGACAUCUGAAAUAUUGACUUUUGUAAUAGUUUGACAUUGAUUUCGUUUAGUCCAAUUUUGAAAUUGAGCAAACAUGUGACUUUAUUGGAAUGUAAGAAAAUAUACUAUUGGAAAAGCGUAAAAGCAUAAUAAUAUAUUAUUUAGAUUUAAUAUAUGCCUGUAAAUUUUAAACUGCUAAAUGUAGGCGGUAUAGUAUUGGGAUUUCAGUGGCAUAAAAAUACGUUUAUGUUUAAUUUAACGUAGAUCAAUAAGUACUUUACUAUUUAAUGUUAUUUUGUAUGAAAACAUGCAGAUUUUAGUUGUAUUGGAGCUAAUUUUGAGUGGAAUAAUUUCAAAGACAAUGCAUCUGAUAAUAAUUAGAGUGACCAUGUUCUAAAAUUCUCCCCGAAAACGGGGAAAAUUUUACAACAUAAUUUAGACUCAUAUUUUUGACUAAGACACAUGUUUAUAACACGGACUGCUUAUGAAUCGGUCCAUAGUUGUAUGAGGCUAUGCUUAAACGUUUGUAUAUAACUGUAGGUAAGCUAGGUCUUCGCUUAAGGUUCCUCGUUACAAAACACAUUUUAGUGAUUUAUAAAAUAACGUCCAUCCUCGACAAUUUCGUGAUAUAAGAGUUGCAUUUAAUAAUUUGAAUCAUAUCAUAAUAAUAAUUUUCUACUUUUAAUGUUGUCUGGUAAUGCCGGCUCUGAAAUGUCAGUUCCUAUAUUAGUGACGGUUUUCUUAGAAUGUAAUGAUCGGAAAUUUAGUUAAAAACGGCCGGUAGACUAGGGCUACUAAACCGAAGAAGAAAACUAAAUUACUUGUAUCUAUAAGAAAAUCGUUUUGAAAUGUUUACAAAAUAAUGACAAUAGUUUUUCACAAAAAUACUUGUACUACAUAAAUUGAGUUUAUUAUGUAAACAGAAGAAGAAAUAUUAUAAUCCCCUUCAUUAUAGUUUCUUCAGCUAUUACUUUUCAAUAUCUCUUUUUCCAAAUCAUUCCUGUUCGUAUACUUUUGCUCAACUUUCCAAUAUCACCAUUUUGUUUUAACUUUCUGACUUUGUAUUAAACAUUUUUACAUAUCGUUCUUUAUAAUUAGGAAUCAUUAUAACUGUGUAUAAACCAUUCCUUUUUAAUAUGUUUAGUUCGUAUAGUAAAAUACCAAUAGUUUUUGUAUAAAAAACCAAAAUUGACAGCCAGUUUUUCUCUAAUUUAGCACAUAGGUAUUUAUAGGUAUACUCACAUAACACUUAAAUGUAUAAUUAUUUAUUACACCACAUUUUCUCAAAACCAAAACAUUGUGACCAGUUUUAAUAAUAAAAAACAUAUUUGUCAGUUACGAUUAAAUGAAGCCAAAUCUAAACUAGAUAGAAUUUUAGGGUUAUUUUGUAAAUAUGUAACGGAAUAAUCAUGUUUUUACAUGCAACACAAACUGUUUAGUUUAGUUAGCAUCUUUAUGAAAUAUUAACAAAGUUUGUUGAUAUUCAUAGCACAAUUUCUUGGAAAAGUCAUCGUCUUAAACUUGCAAAUAUCAAAUGGUUAUAAAAACAUGAUUUUGUAACAUUUUUUUAUUAAGGUCAAGAAUGUCACCGCUAUGUAAAGACCAAUUAUGUGAUAAUUUCUCUUUUUUAUUUAGUUUUUUUCGACCUUUAUCUGUUUACGCUGAAUUGAAUACUACAUUUUUUGUAUUUGUUGCCCAUUUAUUUCGGUAGGGUAUUUGUAAUUAUUUUGAUGGCAACAUUAAAUUCCUAUUUUCUUUUCAUAGCUAGGGUUGUAACUGUAUGUAAGCAUUAUUCUCUUCAUAAAUAUAUGUAUACAUUUAUUUAUCUGUAGUAUACGUUUCAGCGUAAAUAGAGGUGUUCUCUAGUCGAUAGUUAUUUAUUAUUUUAUAAACGGCAUACUUUGAAGAAGUUGGAAUUUUUAGAUUAAGUUUUCAAAUAAAAAAUGGUUAUCAAUCAAAAA
Molecule: messenger RNA, 5553 nt
Organism: Plutella xylostella (diamondback moth)
Lineage: Eukaryota; Metazoa; Arthropoda; Insecta; Lepidoptera; Plutellidae
Gene: neur
Product: E3 ubiquitin-protein ligase neur
Molecular function (GO): ubiquitin protein ligase activity
Source: RefSeq, a predicted model, not a curated record